AUCUUCCUGUUUUGUUUUGUUUUUUGAGCGGUUUCAACAGAUUUUGAUUUUGCGUUUUCUCAACUUUUUUGAAAAAAAAUGGAGGUGUUCACAGAAGAGAAAUGUUGCAAAUAUUGCGAAGAGAAGAUCGAAAUCUGUAUUAGUGAAGGACUUGAAUGUACAGAAUGUAGAAAACAGGUACACUUGAAAUGUUUAAAAAGGGGUUCUGUACCUGGUGGUCUUUACGGUGAUGUCUUCUUUUCUUUAACUUGCCAGGAAUGUUCAACAGAUGAGAUGGAAUUGUUUACAAGAAUGAAAUUAUCAUGGUUACAGGUGAUAGUACUGGUUCUUUUUCACCUUCAAAAUAAAAGCCCAGGACUUGCCAGAAAAGGGUUUUUCCAUUGGAGACAUCAUGUUGCCAAAUUUAUAGACAAAAAUUGGGAAAUAAUAUUUACCAGUGAUGUUAAAAGAAAGAAAAAAUGGACUGGUACUAUAGCAGGGACAUUGUCACAUUUUAGUAAUUACAUAUUCCUUUCUGGCACAUCUGUUGUCAAUGAAACAGCUUUUUGGACUUUGAUGUAUCCAAAGUUAACACCAUUUGCAAUUUCCAGCAUAUACUCUGUCAUGGCAGUAGAAAAACAACAGUUGAAAAAUAAGAAAGAAAAAGUUUCUUCAGAUGCUGAUCUUUUUAAUAACACCAUAUUUACCUGCAUGAAAAAUGUGGAUUUAUUGCAAAUAUUUAGCAGUGUGCAGAUCGUUUCCGAUGUGAAAGAAGACUCAAACAAUACCAUCAUAGACAUGGAGUGCAAUCAAAAAGAUUUGAAACCGAAAAACAGUAAGAGAAUAAGUGUCCAACCCCAAUUUGAAACAUCAUCAAAAAAAAUGAUGAAAUUGGUUAGUUCCACAGCAGCAUUUUCAAAUGACCUAGCAACGAAUUUCAAGCCACUAGAUCAACCAGAGAAAACUGAUGACAUAAUAUCUAAUGCCACGAAAGAAGAUAUAACAGUAAAAGAGUUUGUGAAGCUCUUGGAUCCAUUUUGCCAUUAUAACACCUCCCUGAAUAAUAUUUCAAGAAUGAAAGGCCUCACUCUACAUGCCAAACUCACCGGUGGGAUACGACCAGAACUGAUAUUGUCCCCUUACAGUGAGAUAUACCUGAAACCAUAUAUUCGCAGAGAUACAGAGACUUUUCCUGUUUGGUUAAAACUUAUGGCGGAGGUUCAACUUGCAGGCAAUAAAAAUGACAAACAAUACCAUUUACCACCCAGAGGUCCUAUUGAUUACACCUACAUUCAACCUCAGCAUAUUCCAGCAAUAAAUAGUAUUUGUAAUCAAUUUUUUUGGCCAGGCAUCGAUUUGACAGAAACUCUUCAAUAUCCAGAUUUUAGCUGUGUGGUUUUAUAUAAAAGACUCAUCAUAGGAUUUGCGUUCUUGGUACCUGAUGUGAAUUACACGGAAAAUUAUCUUUCAUUCAUAUUCACUAGACCCUAUUGGAGGAACUGUGGAAUUGCGAAAUUCAUGAUUUAUCAUUUAAUCCAGACAAGCCUUGGAAGAGAUAUCACCGUCCAUGUUUCAAUUAAUAAUCCUGCCUUAUUACUCUACCAGAAAUUUGGAUUCAAAGUGGAAAAUGUUGUUCUAGGAUUUUAUGAUAAGUAUUUACGUAGUGAUGUGAAUGAUUCGAAAGAUGCUUUUUUUUGUCGAUUGGAGAGAUGAAUGAUAGGUACUUUGUUUAUGUGGGUGGUUGCCCACAGUGUGACCAAUCAAAAAUACUAUGAAAAUAGUAAAUCGAUUAUAAUAGUAUCAUCAUUUCAAUACAGCUUUUUACCUG
Messenger RNA from Phaedon cochleariae (mustard beetle), 1807 nucleotides. The record is from the annotation of a GenBank genome assembly. Lineage: Eukaryota; Metazoa; Arthropoda; Insecta; Coleoptera; Chrysomelidae.